Messenger RNA from Macrosiphum euphorbiae (potato aphid), 3054 nucleotides. Lineage: Eukaryota; Metazoa; Arthropoda; Insecta; Hemiptera; Aphididae. The record is from the annotation of a GenBank genome assembly.
AUGAAUUCAUAUUGUGAAAUAUGUAAAAGAGAAAGGGGACAAUUAAAUAAAGUUAAUUGGAAAAGACAUAUUAAUGCGUGCAAAAUAAAAAAUAAUAAAAAACAUGUCAUUACACCACCUCCGUCAGAUUUUUCCAUAACAAAUUAUUUUUUCAAAAAAAGAAAAAUUGAAGAAACCAUAGUUUCAGAUGAAAACUUACAGUGUGGAACAAACACCACCUAUGAUGAUCCUUUAAAAUGUGUUGGUCGUUCAUUGGACUCAAACUGUAAAAUUAGUCCAUCAUUGCUAUGUUCAGAUGAAAACUUAAAGUGUGGAAUAAAAACCACCUAUGAUGAUCCUUUAAAAUGUGUUGGUGGUUCAUUGGACUCAAACUGUGAAAUUAGUCCAUCAUUGCUGUGUUCAGAUGAAAACUUAAAGUGUGGAAUAAAAACCACCUAUGAUGAUCCUUUAAAAUGUGUUGGUGGUUCAUUGGACUCAAACUGUGAAAUUAGUCCAUCAUUGCUGUGUUCAGAUCAAAAUUAUGACUGUAUUGCGAAGAACAAAAAUGAUUCUUUAUUAUUAGAUGAUUUAUCAGAUAUAAAUCAUGAAAAUCCUGAAUCAUAUUCUUAUUUAGAAAGAAAUACAAGUAUAGUUUGGAAAAAUGAUCCAGCUAUACUAGCAAGAUAUGAAUCUAUUCCGUUAGAACUAAAACAACACUUUUAUACUUUGGGACCAUGUCAACCUAUGCCAGAAGAUUUACCAGAUAAAUCAUUUCCUCGAGAUUCAUACGGUCGUCGAUUUACUAAUUUAUGGUACAGUGCAACUCUCCCGGAUGGAAGUAAAGUUCAUCGUGAUUGGUUGUCUUAUUCUCCUAGUAUGAAUAGAGUUUACUGCUUACAUUGUAUGAUGUAUGGUAUUAAUUUGCAUAAAUCUACCCGCUCUACUUGGGUUAAAGAUGGGUUUAAUCUAUGGAUAAAUGGGUCUGCAAGUAUUUAUAAGCAUUCAAUGUCUGACAAUCAUAUUACUUCAUCCAUAAAAUUUAAAAUUAGUACUCGAUGUAUUCCAAUUAUUCCCAGUUUGCAAUGUGAACAAAAAAUGCAAGUAAGACUUAAUAGAGAGGUGGUCGCUGAACUUAUAAAUAUAGUAAUUUUUUUAGCCCGUCAUAACUUGGCAUUUCGGGGCCAUAGAGAAAGCUGGUCUAUGGCUACAUCAACUUCUAAAGGCAAUUUCAAAGAUUUGGUAAUUCUGAUUGCAAAAUAUUCAGCUGCCAUGUCUGAGCAUAUUACAAAAAUCCAAUUAAGAGGGAAAUCUGAACUUUCGUUUAUAAGUUGGCAGCGGCAAAAUCAACUCAUUGAAAGUAUAGCUGAUGAAAUUUCUUUUAAUGUACAAAAAUCCAUUCAAGCCUGUAAAAUGUUCAGUAUCUCUGUAGAUUCCACUUUUGAUACAUCAAGAAAGGAACAAGUUUCCUUUAUAGUGAGGUAUGUUUGUGAAAUAUCUGGCAAUAUUUUUGAAAGACUAUUGGCUAUGAAGGAAUCGGCACAUACAACUGGUAUGGAUUUAUUUAUCCUUUUCCAAAAAGUUAUGGACAAAUUAAAUUUAAACUGGAAAGAAGACCUUAUAGGCCAGUCAUACGAUGGAGCUGCUAAUAUGCGAGGGGAAUAUCAAGGCCUUAAGACCCAUAUACAAGAAAAUAACCAACAGGCAAAGUACAUAUGGUGUCAUGCUCAUCGCCUCAACUUGGUAGUUAAAAAUGUAGUAUCUUGCAGUACCUAUGCGGUUGAUUUAUUUGGAAAUGUUGAAUCUCUGUAUGCUUUUAUAUGGUGUUCCAAGAAAAGAGUAGCAUUGUUUCGAGAAUAUCAAGAAAAACAUCUUCAUAAAUUACAUUCUGGUCAAACAAUGGCAUUAAAAAGAGUAAACACAACAAGAUGGUCAUCUCAUUCAUUAGCAUUAGAUACAAUAUUAAGCAGGCACUAUUCAAUAAUAAAAACUUUAGAAGAUAUUCGGACCACAGAAGGCCCUGGUGAUGCCAAAACAGGAGCUACUUGCAGUGGUCUAUUAAACUAUUUAAAAUCCAAUCAAUUUCUGUUCACAGCUUUUUUGUUCAAAAAAUUAUUCAAUAUUCUUGAACCAUUAAACAAGACGUUACAAACCAAAGAUUUAGACUUAUUCACAGCCACUAUGUUGAUAGAUAGGGUAAAAAACAAAGUUAGUUUACUUAAUAACAGAGAAACGGAUAACAAUUUUAAUUCAAUUAUUUUAGAAGCUGAGAAUUUUUCUGAAAAUAGUAAAGUUGAAUUUACACCUUUACCAAUCCUGCGAAAAAGGAAAGUUCCUAAAAAAUCUGACGAAUUAAGUAACGAUGAACCGAUAAUUGAUCCUAAGCAAAAAUUUAAAAUUAAUUGCUUUUUUGUAGUCAUUGACCAAGUUCAAAAUGAGCUGAAUGAACGAUUUAGUACCGACAAUACUGGUUUGUUAAAUGAUAUAUCACUUAUUUCUAGGAGACGGAUUUUAGAAGUAAGAUCUAAUCCAAAUUCUCUCCCAAAAGAUGCUUUUAAUGCCGUAUGCAAUAUUUAUUCAAAAUAUUUAAACUAUGAAAAAUUAGUUAAUGAUUAUAUUCGGUUUGCCGCUAACAUAAUUGAAAUAGAGCAGUCGAAUUCUCUUCCAGAAUAUUUACAUCCAGUUGCUAUGAAUGACGAAGAAGAAUUAGCUGAUCAGAAUAACAACUCUGACCUUGAAUUAAAUGAUGAUGAUGAUGAUCAAAAUAACAUAAGUUCAGUGUCAAGUGCAGCAGAUAUGUUUAAAAUGUUUUGUGUUGCAAAAUUAAAUGGUGUGUUUCCAAAUCUUUAUAUUUUGCUUAAGAUAGCAAUAACGUUGCCUGUGACAAGUGUUUCAACUGAGAGGUCAUUUUCCAAAUUAAAACUUGUUAAAACUAAAUUACGAACAACAAUGAGUGAAGACCGUUUGGAAAGUCUCAUGAAAAUAACUUGUGAACCGGAUAUAAACAUUGAUACUGAGAAAAUAAUUGACAAUUUUUCAAGAAAAAGUAAAUCUCUUAUAAAAGUAUUACAAUAUUAA